Messenger RNA from Limanda limanda (common dab), 2252 nucleotides. RefSeq lists its product as uncharacterized. NCBI's taxonomy places the organism in Eukaryota, Metazoa, Chordata, Actinopteri, Pleuronectiformes, Pleuronectidae. The transcript is spliced from 4 exons. Gene Ontology annotation, molecular function: protein dimerization activity. The coding region runs from base 4 to 2076 and encodes 690 amino acids. The record is from RefSeq and is a predicted model, not a curated record.
UGCAUGUUGACUACUCAUGGUGAGGAAAGUGACCACAGAGAACCAGACGCCGUACGCCACUCCCAUCUCCAGACAUGCCCAGACAUGCCAGGACAUCCCCAGAGACAUGCAGGUGAAGCCCUAACGAGUAACGACCGAUUCAACAUUGGAAUGAUGGCUCAAGCACAACCGAAAGCGUCUGGAAGUGGAAGGAAAAGAAGAAUGGAUAUUUGGACACACUUCAAUUAUAAUGAAAUGGAAAAGAAAACCCAAUGCACCGUAAUAACGGGAGAAAAAUUAUGCGGUUUUAAAAUUUGUGGGAAGAACACUACGAACCUCAAAAGGCACCUGAAAGCCCACCAUCCUUCACUUCAUGCCACGAUCCCAGACACAAGACCGGAAAAACAGCAGCCUGAUUCAGAGAGGAUGGGGACCUCUAUUCAAGCUUUCUUCUCCUCACAAUUGAAAUAUAAAGCCGACUCAGCCGAACAACACAUUAAAGAAGAGGCGAUUUCCCAGUGGAUUGGACGCACUGGCCUACCUGCCCGUUCGGUUGAGGAGGAAGAUUUUGUCCCAAUGAUGCAGAGCAUGGACAAGAGGUUGACCGUACCCAAAAAAGCAAAGAUAACAAAUUUAGUUGAUAAACUUUACAUUGCCGAAAGGGAGAAAUUUCAAGACAGAAUUUCCACAGCACGCAAAAUCACAAUUGGGCUUGACAUAUGGUCAAAAAAAGGGCUCACAGCAGCAUUCCUUGCCAUUAGUGCAUGUUAUUAUUGCACUCAGCAAAAAAGGGCAAACCACAUACUGCUGAGGCUUGAGCAGAUCUCCCACCCACACACUGCAGACUGUAUUAAAACAUGUGUUGACCGAUGCACAGAGGACUGGGGAAUAUCCAAAGAACAAAUUCUGACGGUAAUAACUGAUAACAGGAGCAACAUGGUUGCAGCCUUCAAAAAUGAAGAGGAUGAUGAGCCCAGCUCUGACGAUGAGGAAGUCCAGAACAGUGAUGAGGAAUCUGAGGAGUGUGAAGAAGAGCAAAGGUACGGAGCCAUAAAGAGGAUACCCUGUGUGGUACAUACGCUGCAACUCGUGGUGAACUUGAUCCACAAGGAGCAAAGUAUUAAAAGACUCUUUGACAAAGUAAGAGGACUUGUCAGGCUAUUCCGCAAGUCAUCUGUAGCAACUGAGCGACUGCUCCAGCUGUGUGGACUUACUCUGGUCAAAGACUGCCUCACUAGAUGGUCCAGCUCAUACCAGAUGAUCUCCCGCCUUCUGGAAGUAAAGGACUCAACUGUACAGGUUGCUGAUGGGAUGGACUGGGACUGUCUCCUGCCCAGUGAGUGGCAGAAGCUGGCUGCUCUCAGAGACCUGCUCCUCCCCUUCGCAGAGCAUACCAAGAUGCUACAGAGUGACACCAUGUCCCUAUCCCUGGUGGUGCCUGCCCUCUUGGACCUGAGUGCUCACCUGUCCCAGUUUCCCCAGGGCACUGCCUACAGGGACCUAGCUCACCUGGCAAAAAAAAUGAAGGCCAACAUAGAGGAGCGCUUCAGCUGCUUCCUUGAUCCCAGUGAUUCAAAGUUCUCGCCCCUCGCCACUGCUGCAUGCUUCCUGGAUCCGACUGUUUCACCUGAAACCCUCAUUCAAAAUGAGGACAUGCAAAUUCAAGAGCUUCUGAGAAGAGCAGAAGAAUACAUUGCUCAAACUCUAUCACCACAGGAGGAGGAGGAAGAAGAGAGAAGGGAGGCACCAGAGACAGCCCCACCUUCAAAGCGUCCCAGAUUUCAAUUCCUCUCAAAAGCAAGUACAAGCCGGCCAUUAAGACCAAAGCCCUGUGUCCAGCAAGAGCUACAAAAGUUCAAGGAGCAGCUUUCUCAGCCCAUACACGAAGAGAGUGCUAUUGACUUUUGGGCUGCACAGGGUUCUACUGUGUACCAGACCCUAAAACCAUUUGCCUAUGACCUUCUGGCAAUGCCAGCCUCUCAAGCAUUUGCAGAGCGCGUUUUUAGUAUAACAGGCGACCUCACUCGUGGUCUGCGAAGUAGAGCAAGGCUCAUUUUAGAGAGAAGUACUUUCCUCAAACUGAACAGAGAUCAGUAGCCUCAUUCUGCUGACUCGAGGUGGGGGGGUUCAUGUUGCUGUUGAGACUACCCUAUCUGAUUGUUAAAGCGUGUGUGUGUUAAGUUGUUACACUGUUCUGUUUAUGUCUUGUACACACACAUCCAUGCACACGUACACCACCAAGCAUCGUGCACACACACAUACUCACGCACACA